Messenger RNA from Penicillium digitatum Pd1, 708 nucleotides. RefSeq names its product Zinc finger, MYND-type. Lineage: Eukaryota; Fungi; Ascomycota; Eurotiomycetes; Eurotiales; Aspergillaceae. The record is from RefSeq and is a predicted model, not a curated record.
AUGGGUCGAUGGGGCUGGCGUCUGUUUGAAAGCGACCAAGACCUCGACGUCGCUAUUGCCUUGUCCAACGACAAUCUAGGUAUCACGACCGGUCACUGGGAGCACAGGUUGAGUGCGAUGGUUCAUCAAACAGACAUGCUGGCACCGCAGGAGGCCGUGGCUCUCUACAGUACCACGGAAUAUGCCUACUCGCUAGCUAACGUCACCAUCCCGUACGUCCGCCAGAAACUGGACACGGAUAACCUUGGAGAGCGGAUGUUUACUGCCAGUCGUGCCAUGGAAUCGGACCCGGACGACCUCUUCCAAGAAUCCAAGUACCGCACCAUCAUUCUGGGUGCUCUCAUGAUGCGUGCCGGUGCUCGCAUCAACCGAGCGGAUUUGCAGCAUCUUCGUGAUCUAGUGCCCCAAAUCAACUGCACCUCCCGCCGAACAAUCUUCGAGGACCACGGCUUCAGAGCUCCGGGAAAGGCUCAGUUUCUGGCCGCCUUGGAUCACUACCAGCCCGGCGUUCCACGUAACUUCCAAGACCCUAGCUGCUUCAAGUGUGGAAAGAUCGAGGAAGAUAUCGGACACAAGCCUCUGAAAUGCAAGAAGUGCAAUUUUGCGAUGUACUGCAGCAAGGUAGGCAAGAUGAAAACCAAGUUCAGUUCACGGGUAUUGAUUCUUCAUAGGACUGCCAGCGUGACCAGUGGCGCGAACAUCGAGUGA